Molecule: messenger RNA, 1005 nt
Organism: Caenorhabditis bovis
Lineage: Eukaryota; Metazoa; Nematoda; Chromadorea; Rhabditida; Rhabditidae
Source: the annotation of a GenBank genome assembly
AUGUUCCUUAAAAAAAACAAAAAAAAAUUUGGUGGAUUCAACCAUAUUUGGGUUACGGUAUUCGGAACCUUGAAAAAUUCUCGUGAUUUUAUUGUGAAACUUCCUGCAUUCGACGAUUUCUCGACAGACACUGUAGCCCUCUAUUACAUUCGCUUCGCUAAAUUCGCAAUUCUUCUCCUUGCAAAGAUUACGGUCGUUUAUCGUGAGAACAACGACGAUCUAUCGAAUAGUUCGAAACCGGUUCGUUUUUGGGAACUUGUCGAAUAUAUCCCGACAACACCGCCACCACCACCGCCACCACCGCCGCCGCCAACUACCACCACCACAACAACCACAACAACGACUGAGAACCCAUGCGAAUCCUCGAAACCAGUGGAUUUAACGCGUCGUCUGCGCGACACAAGCGGAUACGACAAAAUCUACAUGGCAAAUGAUUUCGUUUCGGCGAGUGCCUCAUUCUCGGACCUUCGAAACUUUGUCCUCAAACCACCAGCCGAAUAUCAUUGCGGAAAACGAUGCCAAAGAUCAAGUCAAAUGAUCCGAAGCAUUAUGAAAGGCCACGCUCCGAGUGAAGCCGUUCGCGCAUGGUGGGAUGAGGAAGAAUGGGACAGACGGAAGAAGCGCAAGUCGGGAUGGGAUGACACCUCAAGAUUGCUAAUGAAGAAUACGGGAACUUCGAGACAUGUUCUGGGGAUGACCGUAGCCGUUGAAUGUGACGACGAAGAUGGUCCCUACUCAAAUGGAGGCUACUCUCUAUGCACAACAUGUCGCGCCGUUCGCCAUCUUCCAUCGAAUUUCUUUCCGCGCGUCAUCAACGAAAUCAUUUGCUCUCAAAAAUCGUGUCUUCAUUCUGAAGGCAAAUGCGUCCAACGGGUUAUGCCAAUGAAGAUUCUGCGGAAUGUGGGCACGAAAGAAUGCGCUCGCUGGGUGCUGAGCACCGUCGAGAUUCGAACGUGCUGCGAUUGUGUGCUGAGUCCGAGCUCACCACUUGUUAGCUACUUGUAA